Messenger RNA from Odobenus rosmarus divergens (Pacific walrus), 480 nucleotides. It is a transcript of the gene LY86, whose product is annotated as lymphocyte antigen 86. The record is from RefSeq and is a predicted model, not a curated record. Bases 1 to 480 code for a protein of 159 amino acids. The transcript is spliced from 5 exons. Gene Ontology annotation, biological process: positive regulation of lipopolysaccharide-mediated signaling pathway; innate immune response. Lineage: Eukaryota; Metazoa; Chordata; Mammalia; Carnivora; Odobenidae.
AUGAAGGGUUUCACGGCGGCCCUCCUCGUCGGGAGUCUCUUAUCUCUGAGUCGCAGUAGCAACAAAGCCUGGCCCCCACACACGGUCUGCCGGGAUGGGAACCUGGAAGUGCUCUACCAGAGUUGCGAUCCAUUACAAGAUUUUGGCUUUUCUGUUGACCAGUGUUCUAAACAUUUAAAGCCAAAUCUCAACGUUAGAUUUGGAAUCAUUCUGAGAGAGGACAUCAAAGAGCUGUUUCUUGACGUAGCUCUCUUCAAUAAAGGAUCGCCCAUUUUGAAUUUCUCCUAUCCCAUCUGUGAAGAGGAUCUACCCAAGUUUUCUUUCUGCGGAAGAAGGAAAGGGGAGCAGAUUUAUUUUGCCGGCCCCGUCAAUAAUCCUGGAUUUGAAAUUCUCCAGGGAGAAUACCAGGUUUUGCUGGAACUGUAUAAUGAAAACCAUUUCACCGUGGCCUGUGCCAAUGCCACCAUCAUUUGCUCCUGA